AUGUACGGCAGCCUCAUCCACCAGCACAACUUGCAAAAAAACAACUUGACCAACCACAUCAGCAGCCAGCACAUCAACAACGAUCUCAGCAACAACGAGGACCACUUCAACUGCGCCAGUCCCAUGCUCUUCUCACAUCCCGUGCGCAAACCUCGGAAGAGAUUCGAAAGUGAAUUUGAAGACAACAACAACAGCAACAAUAAAAAGAACAACAACUACAACAACAAUAAUAAUAAUGAUGAUGGUGAUAAUAAUAAUAAUAAUAAUGAUAACGAUAAUAAUAACAAUGAUAAUAAUGAUAAUAAUAAAAAUAAUAAUAAUAAUAAUAGAAACGAUAUUCUAAUUAAUUUCGCGCUUCAAAUUUGCGACAUUGUUGGUUGCCAUCUUGACAACGGCCACGUAGCAUGA
This is a messenger RNA of Helobdella robusta, 408 nucleotides long. RefSeq lists its product as hypothetical. The record is from RefSeq and is a predicted model, not a curated record. Lineage: Eukaryota; Metazoa; Annelida; Clitellata; Rhynchobdellida; Glossiphoniidae. The transcript is spliced from 2 exons. Bases 1 to 408 code for a protein of 135 amino acids.